Molecule: messenger RNA, 1865 nt
Organism: Kickxella alabastrina
Lineage: Eukaryota; Fungi; Kickxellomycota; Kickxellomycetes; Kickxellales; Kickxellaceae
Exons: 2
Coding region: 316-1767 (483 amino acids)
Biological process (GO): vesicle-mediated transport
Cellular component (GO): cytosol; endocytic vesicle
Molecular function (GO): small GTPase binding; guanyl-nucleotide exchange factor activity
Source: RefSeq, a predicted model, not a curated record
UGCGGAGACCAAGACCGCGCCCGCUUCGCCUGCUGCUGCCACUAUUGCUGCUGCUGAUGCUGCAUUGCCAGAGGCCGAUAAAGAAGUAGAGGCCGGUAAAGCAGCAGCAGACGUAGUGAUAAAAACAGAGACAGAGACAAUUUCGGAGGAACGGAAGGCCGAGAGCCCCCUCCUAUCACUGCCACUACUACUACCAUUGAUAUUGCUUCUGAUAUUGCUUCUGAUGCCCCUGGUACUGCACAGCCGGCAUUGGAGGAAAAGGCUGCUCUGCCGAGUCUUGACAGACUGCUUUCAGAGGAAUCGGUCGGGUGGCAUAUGUGGCAACACCUGCAGGUAUCGGACGACAUGGCUGAUGUCCGCGACAUGAUUGCUGACAGCCCUGCCUGCGUCGUUGUGCUGCCACAGUCGGCGGCCAGCAAAAGCACAUCGCUCGACUUGGGAACAUUGCUCAAUGACAACGUGCUUUUCACAGACCAAACCUUCCCCACGACAGUAGCAGCAGGCGCUAACAAUACGGCGCAGAUAAAGUUUACCACAGUCAGCGGAAUCUGCGGCACCGUCGACAGGGGCUCUGUAUGUGCCCUAGGAAUGCUGCCGCCCAUGGAGGACAUCAUGGCGAGGAUCAGCGCAUCGGACUCGCCACGCACCACGCUGUUUGACGUUCUAGAUGCCGACAUGCUGGCCGGCAGCCCCCUUGUGCGGAUACGCAGCGUGGCCGUGCGCCAGUGCCCCUUGCCGGAUGGCCGCAUGGUCAAUGUGAUCGUCGGCAGCUCGCCGCUGGAGAGCCGGCUGGUUGUCGACUCGGCCUCAGGCAGACAAGCCCAGCGCCGAUGGCGACGCGGCCGAGUGGCAGGCGGUCAUGGCGCAGCUGAUGGACGACGUGGCCGAGCACUUGUCCGUGCUAGAGGACGAGACCAGCCUGUGUGGCGACGCCGAGCAGCGCCGGCGCACGGCGUGGCGCUGGCCGAGUGUGUCGAGAAGCUGGCGCUGGAGACAGUCCACCUGCAGGUUUUUUCGCCGCCGUUUUCGGACGACGCCGCGCAGGACCAGCGCUUCGCAUCCAAGGUGGCGGCGCUCAAUCUGGCGGGAAUCACGCUGGACCACCUGGGUCUGACGGCCAAGACGUCGGAUGGCCGCCGCGACCUGGCGCGCAUCUGCGCGGACACCGGCGACCUGCUCGCGCGCAUGGACCGGGUCAAAUCGCCGGCUGAGAAGCUCAAGCUAAUUGUGGACGCGCACCGCCGCAUUGUUGACCGUAUGCAGAAGGCCGAGGUCGGAUUAUCAGCGGACAGCAUCCUGCCGGUGCUGAUCUUUGCCAUGGCCAGGGCCAACCCGCCACGCUUCGUGUCCAACUUGCGCUUUGUGCAGAGGUUCCGCACGCGCGCGCUGAUGGCGCCGCAGGUUGAGUACUGCAUGACCAACGCCGUGGCCGCCGUGUCCUUUGUCGACUCCGUGGACGCGCGCACACUGGGGCUUCCUCUGUCGGGCACGUCGCUUGGGUCGUCUGAGGCCGCUCCUCGGGGGUGCCGCCGGCCCUGCACAUUUUGCAUGAUCUGCUGGUCAACAACGUCGUCAGCAGCGUGGGCAUUGAUGUCGUCCAGGGCGUUGCCGAUGGCGGCAAGAAGGUCGCUGUGGGCAUGUACGAUGCCACCGUUGGUAAGUUGUUUGACGGGCGCCAGCUCUCCUUCCGCUCGCCGUGGCGCGCGCCCGAGGACAAGGAGCUCAGGCAGUCGGCGGAGCAAAUUGAGGGCGUGCGCAGUGCGCUGACCUCGGCCAGCGAGCAGCUGUCCCAUGAGAUCAAGGGACAUUUGCCGCGCCCGCGCCGCCAAAACCAGACGCAUCCGGCGGCUAAUGUCCCGCGCCCA